This is a messenger RNA of Scylla paramamosain (green mud crab), 3343 nucleotides long. Its product is annotated as enhancer of split mbeta protein-like. Gene Ontology annotation, molecular function: DNA-binding transcription factor activity, RNA polymerase II-specific; protein dimerization activity; RNA polymerase II cis-regulatory region sequence-specific DNA binding. Gene Ontology annotation, biological process: regulation of transcription by RNA polymerase II; regulation of neurogenesis; anterior/posterior pattern specification. The transcript is spliced from 5 exons. Gene Ontology annotation, cellular component: nucleus. The record is from RefSeq and is a predicted model, not a curated record. NCBI's taxonomy places the organism in Eukaryota, Metazoa, Arthropoda, Malacostraca, Decapoda, Portunidae. The coding region runs from base 2449 to 3162 and encodes 237 amino acids.
AUGGGUUCCUGCCAACUCUCAGAGGGAAGUGAGGAUAAUGCAUUAUUUACUUACACGCUGAUUUGACGGAUUUGUUACCGAGGAAUGGAUGCGCUGAGUAAAUAUACACAUUUAUCACCUCAUCUCGUGUAUCUGUUAUCAACUUUUGCAUCUCCAGAAGGAACCAUUAUGAGUUGCAGCACCUUGUGGAAAGUAGACAGGAGAUGAGGGAUAGAGGGAGGAGCGCACGGGUGGCGGGAGGAAAAGACGAAGUGUUGAAAAUGGAUAAUUGUCUUGAGUCAUUGCUCAGUGUAUUUGUGGUGGUGCUCGCCGCGUCUCGCUCAUCACCGCGUGCGUCACUUGCUUCUCGCUUCACUGGGCUUCUUGUACGGUUUGCAACACCUUCACGUUCACGAGAGAACUGUCAUAACUUAUUCUCUGCUGUUUCACUCCUGCGUCAGUUGUUUUGUGGAGGAGAAUAAUCCUGGGUGUCGAGAUGCGGCGGCGGACCUCCGUCUGGCGCUGUCCUUGGCGAGCAGGCCGUCACGCCGUAUUAUGUCAAAUCCAUCCCGCCACGGCUGUCUGGAUGAGUUAUGCCGCGCCCUUGCGAUGACGCCCGCCAGAAAUAGCAUUGCCCCUCCACACGGCCCAGCUGCAUUGCUCCUGGUGACACUUACCUCGGUCCUUGCUUUGCUGGACCUCCCUCUUGGUCAUGCUUAUUUUAUCACUGUUCCCUCGACUGAUGGCGCUUUUACCAUGUAGCCCACCCCGGCCAGCCCUGCAGCCCGCCCGCCCAGCAUGUAUCUCGCUGCAUUAUUACAACUGGGAGGCUGGAAGGGAGUGGGGAAGGGCGCAGAUGAGUUUUACGGUGUGACAGGCAUCUUCCGUCCCACCAGGUAACUUAGUGGGUCUGUCACGUCCCUAAUUAUCUCCCCCUACCGCAGCGAUUAUCUGGGCACGGCCGUCUUGCAGGAGCCGCGUCUGGGCUGCUGCUGUGUUGUUGCCUUACACUGUUAUAUUCUUUAUUUUUUUGUUCAUUGAUUUGUGUUAUGUUGUAUGUCCCUUUAGCUUCUCCUCCUCUGCUUCACAAGAUGACUCCUAUUCUCCUCACUGAGCUUAAGAUUAUAGUCACAAUUUACUGUCAGUUGCCCAGGCUCGGAAACUGGUUGUUGUAUCGCCAUAAGUUAUGAUAAUGUCCUCCACGCCUUGAUACAUAAUUUUCAGAGCAAUAAAUGUUUAAUGUCCACUUAGCUUAACUGGGUCUCAAGCGUAGAUAACGCUCUCACACUUUUUGCGCUUUCUAUAAUCUCUCGCGGAGUCAUCAAGCACACACUUGAGGACUGAGCGUAGAGGUGACGAUACGCGAGGCUAACGCCAUGCUGAUAUAAACCAGGGAUCAACGAGUGUUCGCGGUGGAUUUCAGCUUUCUGGUCUGUAGUCCAGGGGUGAAAAUAUGCCAUUGAACACGACUUAGUGAUGUUUUUACAAGUUCACUUAUUUUAGACUUCAAAUCACUCUUUAUUAGCAAAACGGCGGAGAAUUGUUGCGCAGAGCAAGGUGAGGCGGCGGAUGUCACCUGUCUCAUCGGGUCGUCCCGCCCACUCUGAGUAAUGGGGGUCGAAGGGGCGAUCCAGACGUGAAUCAUCGCGAUUACACGAAGUGCUCGCUUGCUGCCGCGUAACGUCAUGGUUUUCUAUAAGCUCAUUGGCUCGGGCAGCUGACUAACGAGGUCCAAAAGUGGGUGAGAUAAUUAAAACGGCAAAGCACGGGAAGUUACGAACCUUUAGAUCAGUAGUUCUGGCUUUACUCUAGCAACUAUUAAUUACUCAACCUAAUUUGUGUAAGUUUUAGGCUGUGACAAUAAAGAGAAGAAAAUCAAACGAAAUGUAACGAAAAGUCAUGAGUGUGAAUGGUGAGAAUCAAACUUACCAUCGCUGCGGAUGCUGCGUGACAGAUGGGCCAUGUUCGUGUGGGUGUUUUAGGCUGUGUGACAAUUCAGAACAUAAUGGCGCCGUGUAAAUGAUAGUCAAGACUGCAGAAAAUGGAAUUUAUAGUCAUCUUAUCAAUCCUGAGGCGGUGUCGUCGGGAUGUCCUUUGGGAUGUGACUCUAAUAUACGUUCCAGCAGCUGUUUAUCAGCCAUUAAAGCGAGAAACACAUCCAUCGUGUCUAGUACCACCGUGCAGCCUUCCCAGGACCGUCUGCGGCACCGAGCAACAAAUGACAUUACUGGGAGGGAGGUGCAGGGCUGGGUGAGUAGGUGAGGUAAUAGGUGCGGGCGUGGAGGAGUAGCGUGGCAAGGCGGUGGGCGGGGCGAGGCAGUGUGAAAUGCACCAUGGCAGAGAGUGGACACGGGGCGCACGCUGAUUAACUCGUCAUCUCUGGCUACUACACGACUCUUGCAGGUUUUCCCGGCGUUAGUGACGGGAGUGUAAGCAUCUGUCAGCACCGGGAUUCGUGAAUCUGACACCAUGGCGCCUCACUACUCGACGGGGGGUCGUGCAAGGCUACGGAAGGUGAAAAAGCCUGAAGCGGAGCGGCGGCGGCGGGCCCGCAUGGCGGUGGCGGUGGAGAGGCUGCGAUUGCUGCUGAUGGAGGGAGGUGCCGCCCCUCUCCCUCCGGUCCCCUGCACGCCCCCGCACCUCCACCACCUCGCCCUCACGCCCAAGCGAGGCGCGUGGCAGCGGCUGGAGAAGGUGGUGGUGCUGGAACUGACGGUGGCCCACCUGCGGCGUCUGGCCGCUCACCACCCAGGGGACGGCGACCGCCAGCAGUUCCGGGAGGGUUAUCGCCGGUGCCAGGAGGAGGUGAUGAGGUUUUUGGGGCGCACCGCCGCACUCCAGCCCCACAUGGCCGCCAGGCUGCGUCACCACUUCCAUAUGACCCCAUUUAGCACUGCCUCACGGGGUAGCCACCCAUCUGCAGGCUGGGUCAAAGUGACCACGGGCCCGAACACUCCUGUCCCUGUGUCGGAAAGACCCAACACUGUCCCAGAGAGUGCCAACCCGCUCCGCCUCACAGUGGAGAAAUCUCCGGAAUCCCACCCCGACACUAAGGAGGUGACUCCACCUCAGAGUCCUUGUCUUCCUAAUCUCGCUCCGUCCUCCCGUGCGCCGUACGCCAACGUGCACUGGAAAAAGAGUCUCAGGACUCCAUCCCGGACCUGUUUCUGGAGACCUUGGUGAUCGCAACAUGCGAGCGUGUUCCUUUUUAGAUUACAAAGCGGAUUGCCGGAUGUGAUAAUGCCUCACCGCUGCCACAGCGGUCGUUGAAUGAAUCGAGGCUUGUGAUGAGCGGUAAUAUGCAUUAUCAUCUUAGGAUGAUAAUGCAUAUUAUUGUCAUUUUAGACUUACAUUUUCUACCUAA